AGGAUUACUUGCCCGGAAACCGCGGCGCCCGGGAAGUCACAUGACCAGAGGAGGCCAAAGAGGGGAGCCGGUCACGUGGCGAGGGUUGGCUGGCUGACUGAAUGUACCGGGCGGGCUUGGGGGGAAUCGCCUGGGCCUGAAGAAGGUGAAGGGAGGCGGGCGAGAGACGAGGGCGCGGGCGCGUCGUAGGCCUCGGGGGGUGCAAAGCCGGCCGGGGGGGCGAAGGGAGCAGCCGGACCUUGGGAGAAAGACGAGGGAAGAGCCCUCUUCAGGGCCUUCUUUGGAAAGGGAAGCGCGGGCGUGUGUGUGUCUUUUUUUUUUAAGGUGGGGCCCUGGGUUUCUUUUUGGGGCGCGCGAGUGUGGGCCUGAGGGACUUCACUGGCCUCUGAAACGGGGGCCCCAUUUGCGGAACGGGGAGGCGAGACGAAGCAGGCGAGAGGAGAAGUUAGUGCCCAGAAAGAGAAGGUUAGAUUUGGGUUUGUGCUUAUUUUUUUAAAAAAACUCUCUAGAGGGCAGCAAAGGGUUUGCGUGCGGGGCGUUCACAGGGAAGGGACUUAACGGAGGAAAAACUGUUCUCUCUUUUUUUUUCCCCCUCUCGAAAUUUUUAAGCACAGGGGCUUUUAGUUGGAGAGACGGAAGGAAACUUCCGUUACAGUUGUGCGAAGCGGUGUUUGAGGGGUAAUUAAGGAGAUCGGUGCUGAGUAACAGUGGGGAGAGGAAGCAGUAGGGCGUAGAGACAACUCGGAAAGAGAGGAGAGGAGGGAGAAGUUAUUUUCUGUUUGGUUUUGAUUUCAAGGGUAUUUGAAAAAAAUAAAAUUUCCUUGGGAUUACUUUAGGGUAUUAAGACAAAGGCACAAAAACAAUAGGAGUGUUGGUAUUGAGAAGCUGGUUCAACCGGUAAGCUGUAGUAAUACUGUAGAUUUUGGGAAGAGGGCAGGGGGCCUGGGAGCUUUCUUUAGGAAACUCCUUGCAAUUUAGAAAACUUCUUAUUCUGUGUGGUGAGGGAGCUAGUUUUGUGAGGGGCGGGGAAAUAUUGUCACUUCAGGAAAAGGCCACCGGUUUGAAGGGCAGAAAAAGAAAAGCCACUGAUCAGUGGGUGUCCUCAUAAAAGCUCCGAACAGGACUGUGGUUGGGUUCCUGGUUUUAAGAAACACGUUAAGCAUCCUUGAGGUUCCACUGCUGUUGCCGUCCUUCAUCCAGAGGCCAUGCAGAAAGAGGAACUGGGCAUGGAUGAGAACCGCAACCCAGAAGAGGAGCUGCGUCUCCUGGGAGGAAAGAAGGAGAAAUGCCACAGUCUCAGCAACCGCAUCCGCACAGGUUCGUGGGAGACAAAUGGUUAUACGGCACCCUCUGAGAUAGCUGACGAGCCCAGCGUUCCCCUGAGUCCUUCAAACAGCCUUAACAUCCGUAAUCUCCAGUUGUCUGAGCGGGAUCCCCCCGUUCCCCAUCACCCCCGCCGUUACCCUCCUCAUUUCUACCAUGGCCGACCCUUCCAUGCUGCCUACCGCAAGACCUACCGUGGCAGCACCUCGGACCGCAAGGAGUGGGGCCCCAGUACCAAUGGCCAUCACUGUGCUCCAGAGGGUAUGUCCAACGGGCGAUGGCAGCAUCGGCGCCGCGGCUAUUCUGACCCACCUUCACUGUCAUCGUCCCCUGAGUCGGAGAGGAAUGGCACGGUCAAAGCCAGUGAGAAGCCCACCGUUGCAUCUAACGCAGCCGCCGAAGAAUCUGGGAAAGAAACGUGGUCUCUCUUCCGGCCCCUUCCUGCUUUCCCAGUUGAUAGCAGCAGUGCCCGCAUCAUCCCCAAGAUCUCUUAUGCCAGUAAGCUGAAAGAGAAUUUGGAUCAGCCCGGGAAAGCCUGCCAUGUACCUGCCUCAGCUGUCCGCACCACUAAUAGCCUCCCCAACUGUGUUUUGGCACCACCCCCAAGCAGUUCCCCACCAAUUGACAGCAGUCGGCGGCAGCAUCUGGGAGCGAUCUUUCAAAAUGAAUGGGGCCUCUCCUUUAUCAACGAGCCAGGAGCUGGGCACGGAGGGGGCGGUGGGACAGCACCAGACAAGGAGGUAGAAGAUGCAGAUGCUGGAGCAUGCUGGGAUAAAAUGGAAGCCAACGACUGGCAGGCUGCAAGAAAUUAUCAUUUGGAAGAGUGGAGUCAUAUAUGGGAACUACACAUUCAAGCUCCUAGCAAAGUGAUGGUCUAUACGGACACCUUGGAUGGAAAAGGUUAACUCCAAGAAUUCACAGGGGAAGCACCGCUAAGAUAUGGGGGGGCACAAGGGGAGAGGCAAGGUGCCUUCUCUCCCCCCCUCUUGAAGACCGGAGAAGCCCAGGCAUCUUGAAAGGGGAAGCUAUACCACCUGCCUACCUCCCUUCCUUUGCUGUUACAGCCCCUACUGUCCUGAGUGGGGCUAAUGUCUCACCCUCCCCUAUUUCUCUCUCUGUUUUAAUGCUCUGGUUUUUAAUUUCUUCACAUGGUUUUUAAUUUCUCUGGAUUCCCCUGAAAAUAAAGGCAAAAAAGGAAUUU
This is a messenger RNA of Pogona vitticeps (central bearded dragon), 2524 nucleotides long. The record is from RefSeq and is a predicted model, not a curated record. NCBI's taxonomy places the organism in Eukaryota, Metazoa, Chordata, Lepidosauria, Squamata, Agamidae.